AUGUCUGUCGCAGAAUAUGAGUCAAAGUUUACCGAACUUGCUAGAUAUGCACCACACAUGGUGGACACUGUCUACAAGAAGGUCAGGAAGUUUGAAGACGGCCUCAAUGUAGAAAUACUAGACAGAAUCAAUGUGCUAAAAGUUAGAAAAGAGAAAGGAAGAGAGAGCUCGGCUGAGAGGGGGAAACCGGGAGGAAGGAGAGAAAAAAAAAAGGGAGGGGGGGGGGAAGAAGGAAGCCUUGUGGAAUACCAAGAUUCAAGCUUAAAAUUGUGGAAAAUUCAUCUUCAAGUCACGCGCUAUUGCCUGCCUGAUUGUGAUCUGUCUGAUCUGCUUCUGCAACUAUCUGUGAUCAGGCGCAUGACCAAGCUUGGAGGCGUCUGCCUGGAAUCAGUUCUUGACAGCCAACCUAUGUGCCUCCCGUGGAGGUUCCGGUCAUGACUAGUGGUUAUGGCUAAGUACAUAAGUUGAAGUUUUAUUUUCCUGUCCAGCUAGACAAGUCCUUGUGUAUUGUGUGAAUAAGGCUAAGUCCCUUUUGUCUAGCUUAUAUGUGCAUAUAUAUGAUGAUGUGUAUAUAAGUAUAUAAAAGGUUAAAAUUUUUUUGUCUCAUAU
This is a messenger RNA of Camellia sinensis, 609 nucleotides long. NCBI's taxonomy places the organism in Eukaryota, Viridiplantae, Streptophyta, Magnoliopsida, Ericales, Theaceae. The record is from RefSeq and is a predicted model, not a curated record.